Leptopilina heterotoma is the source of this 1537-nucleotide messenger RNA. It is a transcript of the gene Rpt2, whose product is annotated as 26S proteasome regulatory subunit 4. Gene Ontology annotation, cellular component: proteasome regulatory particle, base subcomplex. Bases 130 to 1452 code for a protein of 440 amino acids. The transcript has 5 exons. The record is from RefSeq and is a predicted model, not a curated record. Gene Ontology annotation, molecular function: ATP hydrolysis activity; proteasome-activating activity; ATP binding. Gene Ontology annotation, biological process: proteasome-mediated ubiquitin-dependent protein catabolic process. NCBI's taxonomy places the organism in Eukaryota, Metazoa, Arthropoda, Insecta, Hymenoptera, Figitidae.
UUUUUGAAAUUUCGAAACUUUCCCGCGGUAUUUUUAUCGAAACAUCGAUUUUGCUGCGAUAUACAAAAUGGCGACACACUAGGAAUGACUUUGUGAUUUCUCGUGAUUGUCAAAAGUUGUUUCAUUAAAAUGGGACAAAACCAUUCGGGGCCUGGAGGAACUGGCGGCGAUAAGAAGGAUGAUAAAGAUAAAAAGAAGAAGUACGAGCCUCCAAUUCCUACGAGAGUUGGAAAAAAGAAGCGACGCACCAAGGGACCUGAUGCUGCUCUCAAGUUGCCUCAAGUCACUCCCCAUACUCGUUGUAGACUGAAGCUUUUAAAGCUGGAACGUAUUAAAGAUUAUCUCCUCAUGGAGGAGGAAUUCAUCAGAAAUCAAGAGCGUUUGAAACCCCAGGAAGAGAAGAACGAGGAGGAAAGAUCGAAGGUCGAUGAUCUUCGAGGAACGCCAAUGUCCGUUGGAACAUUGGAGGAAAUAAUUGACGAUAAUCAUGCCAUUGUUUCCACUUCCGUUGGCUCAGAGCACUACGUGUCAAUUCUUUCCUUCGUCGAUAAAGAUCAAUUGGAACCUGGAUGUUCCGUUCUUCUAAAUCAUAAAGUUCACGCGGUUGUUGGCGUUUUAGGUGACGAUACAGAUCCGAUGGUGACUGUCAUGAAACUUGAAAAAGCACCGCAGGAAACGUACGCUGAUAUUGGAGGUCUCGACACUCAGAUUCAGGAGAUUAAGGAGUCUGUUGAACUUCCAUUAACUCAUCCCGAGUAUUACGAAGAAAUGGGAAUAAAACCACCGAAAGGAGUCAUUCUUUAUGGACCGCCAGGAACGGGAAAAACACUUUUAGCAAAAGCCGUUGCGAAUCAAACGUCGGCGACAUUUUUGCGAGUCGUUGGAUCCGAGCUCAUCCAAAAAUACCUCGGCGAUGGUCCAAAACUCGUUAGAGAAUUGUUUAGGGUUGCUGAAGAGCAUGCACCUUCCAUUGUUUUCAUUGAUGAAAUCGACGCAGUGGGAACGAAACGUUACGACAGCAACAGUGGCGGUGAAAGAGAAAUUCAACGAACCAUGUUGGAACUUCUUAAUCAGCUUGACGGUUUCGACAGUCGAGGAGAUGUGAAAGUUGUCAUGGCGACAAAUAGAAUUGAAACUCUCGAUCCUGCUUUAAUUAGACCCGGUAGAAUCGAUAGAAAAAUCGAAUUCCCCUUGCCAGAUGAAAAAACAAAGAGAAGAAUCUUUAGUAUACACACAAGUAGAAUGACACUAGCUCCUGAUGUUAAUCUCGCCGAACUCAUUAUGGCGAAGGACGAUUUAUCAGGCGCUGAUAUUAAGGCAAUUUGUACUGAAGCUGGUCUAAUGGCGUUACGUGAACGUCGAAUGAAAGUGACAAGCGAUGAUUUCAAGAAAUCAAAAGAAAGUGUUCUAUAUCGGAAAAAAGAAGGUUCUCCCGAAGGAUUAUAUUUAUAGACUUGUUUCAUUCAAUUUUUUAUUUCCCUUUUUGCUGAACUUAACUCAAUAAUUAUAAAAAAAUAAAAAAUUGUACCGAAAUUAA